Molecule: messenger RNA, 975 nt
Organism: Pistacia vera
Lineage: Eukaryota; Viridiplantae; Streptophyta; Magnoliopsida; Sapindales; Anacardiaceae
Exons: 3
Coding region: 237-884 (215 amino acids)
Biological process (GO): regulation of DNA-templated transcription
Molecular function (GO): double-stranded DNA binding
Source: RefSeq, a predicted model, not a curated record
GAGCUUUUAAUUUCAUCAUAUGCUGUGCUGUGUAAACAAAACAAAGUUUAUGACGUCCGGGUUAAAGCGCUUUCUUCCUUAGGAAUAUAGCCAGUUGUGAGUUGUGGUGUUUGUUUAUUAAUUGAAUGAAAAGGGUUUUGACUCUUGAGAUCUAAGAAGCUAAAAUUUUAUCCCUUUUUUGGGUUUUAGUUCUUGGUACUUAAUGUGGCAUCUUCAAGUUGUUGAAUCCUAGAAGAAUGUUAGGAAAGUUGUUAGCUUCUCCUCUGUUCACCUUUCAUUCUGUAUCACACUGUUUUUCCACUCCUGAUAUUGCUACAGUUUUCCCAAAUAAUGCUCUCUCGAUCGUGAACUUGUCCAGUGGAGUCCCACCAAAUCUUUUCUUUGGGAUGCGUAGCUCCAAAACUUAUCAAAAGAAAUGGGUGAUAUAUUCAACCACACAAGUCGGAAGUAUAACUUUAAGCGAUGGAGAGAGGAAGAAAUGGGAAGCAUGUAGAAAACCUCUGUCUGUGUUUGAUUUUGGCAUUGAAGAGGAAGACAAGAUACUUGGAAAAGCAUUUGGCCAUAUCCAUUCACCGUACUGGAGUGAAGAACGCAAAAGAGAAAUCCCCGAGUGUGAAACUGUUAACGAAAUAUUAGAUUAUCUGAGAAACCUAAGCCUCAUGGAUGAUGAUAUCCGUAAACUGCUUAAAAAAUUUCCUGAAGUUCUUGGAUGUAAUUUGGAACAUGAGUUGAAGAACAAUGUGCAGAUCCUGGAAAAAGAUUGGGGGAUCGAAGGAAAAACAUUACGGAACCUUCUUUUGCGAAAUCCAAAAGUCUUAGGCUAUAAUGUUGACUGUAAAGGGGAUUGUAUGGCACAAUGCACUCGAUGUUGGGUUCGGUUUUAGAUCAUUAGAUGCCUUGAUUUAUUCAAUUAUAAUUUUCUACACAAAGAGAGAGUUAUCACUUAGUGAAGCAUGAUUACAACUUUAAUUCAUA